This is a messenger RNA of Lethenteron reissneri (Far Eastern brook lamprey), 2238 nucleotides long. Its product is annotated as probable mitochondrial glutathione transporter SLC25A40. The record is from RefSeq and is a predicted model, not a curated record. Gene Ontology annotation, biological process: mitochondrial transmembrane transport. Gene Ontology annotation, cellular component: mitochondrion. Lineage: Eukaryota; Metazoa; Chordata; Hyperoartia; Petromyzontiformes; Petromyzontidae.
CAAGGGGAGCAGUGGUGAGUGGGGAGCAGGGAGGGGAGCAGCGUGGGGAUUAUCGCGGGAGCGGAGCGGCACGCAUGGCGGCCCCGCACAGCAGCGGCAUCUCGCCGCUGCAGCAGAUGGCGGCGUCCGGCUCGGGCGCGCUGCUCACAUCGCUCUUCGUAACUCCAUUGGAUGUGGUAAAAAUAAGGCUUCAAGCUCAGCAGACUCCGUUUUACAAAGGCAAGUGUUUUGUUUAUUGCAACGGGCUGAUGGAUCAUCUUUGUGUCUGCAUGAAUGGCAACUCCAAGGCCUGGUACAAACCAGCACCAGGAUACGUCAAUGGCACACUGGAUGCUUUUGUCCAGAUCGUUCGAUAUGAGGGGGUGGCGUCGUUAUGGAGCGGCCUGCAGCCCACUCUGGUUAUGGCCGUUCCAGCAACAGUGAUUUAUUUCACGAGCUACGACCUCCUGAGGGAUUCCCUUGCGCGACACUUCAACUCCCAGCAUCCGUCCAUCCCUUUCGUUGCAGGAGCCGUGGCCAGACUCGGCGCCGUCACGGUCAUCAGCCCCCUUGAGCUGAUCCGCACCAAGAUGCAGUCGCGACAGCUGACGUACAAGGAACUGUCUGAGUGCGUGAGGCACUCGCUGGCCCAAGACGGCUGGCGCUCGCUGUGGCGAGGCUGGGGGCCCACCGUCCUCAGGGAUGUUCCUUUCUCAGGGCUCUACUGGCUGAACUACGAACUCAUAAAGAACGGUUUGAUGGGCUCGGCCGGAGUGAACCAGGCAACGUUCCUCAUUAAUUUCACAUCCGGCGCCGUCUCGGGCACCUUCGCAGGAAUCGCCACGUUGCCCUUUGACGUUGUAAAGACGCGCAGGCAGAUCGAGCUUGGAGAGAUGGAGAUUACACAAGGGGCAUUUCGUGACAUCUCAACCUGGGCAGCGAUGAAGAGGAUUUACUGGGAGUCCGGCUUGAGAGGGCUGUUUGCUGGCUUCUUGCCACGCGUUAUCAAGGUGGCACCGGCGUGUGCCAUCAUGAUCAGCACUUAUGAGUUUGGAAAGAGCUUCUUCCGCAAGCUGAACCAGCAGAGGGAGCUGGAGUCGGCGCUGGCGCUGCACAGUAACGAGUGAGUUCUCCGCGUGGAGUCGGUGGCCUCCCCCCACGAAGACCCGUGCCGCAUGGCCGCGACUCAGUGGAGCUGGCACGUGCAACCAGGCGGAGCGGGCGAAGCGCUGGUGACUACAGACACACAGCAGACUGAACGCGUGGGGUGCAGAAGUGAGGAGAAACUCGUGGCCCCUCCACACUCAUCAUUGUUGAAAGUGUCCUUGCAAGACCCCUGCCAACCUUGCUUUGUUACUUCAAUUACCAUCUGGGCCAACAUGUGAAAGUGUUCGAACAGUGUAUCAUAGAGAGGUCGUGUCCAAUUUUGGUGUACCAAACGUUCGAUAUAGCUGCACAAACGGAAGGACCUGCAUCAUUCACCAGUCAUUCCCUGGAGAAGCGCCUUUCAGAUGCUUGUCCUCUAUUCCACUCAUGAACUCCCCACUGUUGUCAGGUUCACAUAAUUCCCAUAGAUAGCACAAUUGUUUGUUCAGUUAUGGUCAUUUUUUUGAAUGCUACCAAUGAGUAUGUAUGAAUGCUCAUGGGCCAUUAAGUAGGCUGACCAUGCACUUAGAAUUAAAAAAAAUGGGACUUCUGAGUCGUGCAUAAUUUUGCUCACCACCGUGAUCCCUAGGAUUCCCCCCCAAGUUAAGAACACAAUCGUAUUUGUGUUAGUCGGCUGCGUGGGGCGCUGGUGAAGCACACCUGUGAUGUCGCCACCCUGCACGAGUGCGUCCUGCGAGGUGGCAGCUACGCUUGUGCUGCAGGCCGUGGCACUUAUUUGAAUGGUGACUGUAGAGUGUAGAACGUGGAUUCCAUUGAGUUCUAUUCGUGAUGUUAACACAGACAUGUGACGUUCAGACAUCUAUUACAAUCGUGCACACUAAAUAGAAUACAUUUUGAGGAAACCAGUGACAUAACUUUUGCCAAAUUCGUUGGCUAGCUGAGAAUAUCGAAUAUUAAAAUUCUAGUUUUAAUGCUCGUGAUGAAAAAAGCUCCUUAUUUUUACCUAUCCUGUUAUUUAUUGUGCGUGAUCAGUGAAAUAGCAAUAAUAAUUUAAGAUCAUUGAAUGAAUGCAGUUUAGAUUAAUGACAGUGAUUUUCGGAUGUUUGACAAUGUGCAUAUUUCAUGCCAAGAUUAAAACAAACCCCACUUGUU